Molecule: messenger RNA, 10964 nt
Organism: Synchiropus splendidus (mandarinfish)
Lineage: Eukaryota; Metazoa; Chordata; Actinopteri; Syngnathiformes; Callionymidae
Gene: ntm
Product: neurotrimin
Exons: 8
Coding region: 250-1320 (356 amino acids)
Cellular component (GO): neuron projection
Source: RefSeq, a predicted model, not a curated record
CCAGAUCAGGUCGAGCGCGUCUCCUGCGCACCGCGGCUCACUACCUGGACACCAGCUUUGUUUGGAUUAAGACUCAUGAACAGGGGGUGAAUAAUCUCCAGGGGACCGUUGACGCGGCGAAAAACGGCUGCUUGUCUCGCUCUGGGAUUUUCCUCAAUACAUACAUAUAUUUUUUUUCCUUUUUUGGAGAAAGUUUUUUGUUCCCACUUCUAUGAUUAUCCCGAAUCUACCUGGGAAAAGCUGAAGACUAUGACUCCGCGCGGAUACUUUUUUUCCUGGUCCAAAUGCUCCGCUCUGCUCUCCCUGAGGAUAUUGCUUCUUCUGCCCGCAGGUUUGCCGGUCAGCAGUCAGGGGGACUCCCAGUCCGACAACAAGGUGAUGGACAACAUCACAGUCCGGCAAGGAGAGACGGUCUUCCUCAGGUGCUCACAGGGGGACGUGGUCACGCACACAGCCUGGCUGAACCGGUCAAGCAUCCUCUAUGCCGGAGAUGAAAAAUGGUCAGUGGAUCCCAGAGUGAGUCUGGUGACACUUAAUCAAGAGGAGUUUACCAUCAAGAUCGAAGACAUCGACAUGACGGAUGAAGGCCAGUAUGUCUGCGCCGUCCAGACAAGCAGUCGACCGAGAACCACUGUCGUGCACAUCCUGGUCCAAGUUCCUCCGAAGAUCAUCAACCUCUCCAGAAACAUUGUGGUGAACGAAGGCGCCAAUGUCACUCUGCUUUGCCAAGCCAUGGGGAAGCCUGAUCCCUCCAUCAGCUGGAGAUUUAUCUCCUCUUCAGGUGACAUGGCAUCUGACGACGAAUACCUGGAAAUCCCGUCCAUCACCAGACAGAGAGCAGGGACGUACGAAUGCACUGCUGUCAACGAUAUCGACACCGACGUCCAGACUGUCGACAUCACUGUCAACUAUGCUCCAAGUGUGUUGGAGGGCAGAGAUGUUGGCGUGACUCUGGGCCAGAGAGGAGUUCUGGAGUGCGAGUCGGACGCUGUGCCUGAGGCUGACUUUGAGUGGUACAAAGAUGACAGAAGGAUUGUAAACGGCUUUGACGGCAUGGAAAUCGUCACCACUGGAUCUCUGUCCAAACUGACUUUCUACAAUGUGUCUGACGGAGAUUAUGGUAACUACACCUGCGUUGCGAUCAACAAACUCGGGAGCGCCAGCACCAACCUGCUCCUGUAUGUGGUAAUCGAACCCACUAGUUCAACACUAUUGCAAGGACCGAGAGCAGUUCAGGACGGCAGCGGCGCCGCCAUGGGAGUGCACUCACACACCUGUCUCCUCUUCAUAGCCAUCCUGCCAAUCCUGCUCCGAUUUUGAAGAGGGAUGGAUUUGAAUAAGAGCAUCAUGUGUGGCUGAGCGUGUGUGUGAGCGUCUGUCUUCUUUUCUCUUUUUUUUGUUUUUUUUUUUUUUUCCAACCGGAACCAUGAACUGAUGCACAUCAAGUGCAUGAAGCAUCCUGAAGUGAUGUUGACCUACUUUAAAAGCAACAUUUGUUUCUAGAUUAUGGAGGCUGUAACAAUUGUUUGACAUUUUAACCGGCGCUUACUCGAUGGUUUUAUUCUCUAAAUUAUAUUCCUUUGGAUUCUAUCUUUCUACGUAGAAAUAAGUAGGUUAAGCUGUAGUGAAUUUGUCUCGAUUUGACCCGCACGUUCAGCUCUAGGAAUUUUGAGCAAAAAGUGUGGGAGGUGAAUGUUAAAUACCUCAAAGUCAAACCUGGACGACGAAGUGGGGAUAAAAAAAAUCAGAUACCCAGAGGGCGGCAAACCUGCUCUUAUCAUACUUUCAACGUGUAAUAAGUAUCAUUCAGUCUGCUCGGUUAUGUUCUGCAGUCCAGUGAUGUUCACUUGAAGUUGUAAAAUGGAUUUUCUUUCCCUGGAUGUUUGUCUUUUUAGAUUUUAAAAGGGAAAAACUGAGAGUUGUAUUUAAUCAUGAUGCAUUUCCUAGUCUCAUGUUUGCUGUGCUUCUUCUUUUUGUCCGUGUCCUUUCUUCACAACAGUGUCAAGUAGAGUCGAAAUGGGGAGCUUCUCCUCUUCAAUGUCACUUUGACGUUUGUUCUUGGUCAAAAAUACAGUUUGGAAUCGGACACGGUGUGUUUUCAUGACAGUUUCGCGUGAAGUUGUAUUUAUAUUUGCUCAGUUUUGCUGACUUAAAAUGGCUGAAAGUGUCGAACAAUGUGUGUCAUCAUAGGAACAUUCGGAUCAGUUUUCAUGCUUUCAAAUAACCAUAUUGCGAUAGCAGAAGCUACUUUUUUUUCCAUAUUUAACUUUGCUAGUAACCAGAAGCACCAAACUUUAAAUGAGAAGAUAAAGCAAUGGGGAGAUUUAGAAUUUCAGUGUCUGCAUAUAUUAGCACAAUAUAAUGGUUUUCAUUGCUUCAGAAUUUUCAACAAUCAGAAGAAAACGCCCGAAAAAAAUGUAAAAAAAAAAAUUAAAACAGUAACAUUCACAAUCUACUGUCUCUGAAAGCCGAGCUAUUUUCUAAAAUGUGGCUUUUGAAAUAUUUCCCUUUUUUGACUUUGGUAACCCACAAAUAGAAGAACUUUUGUGGCGUCUUUCAGAGAAAAUGCACGGUUUAUAGAUGCUCGCAUUUCCAUUUAUUUAUUUAUUUUUUGGCACAAAUGGCAUCUGCUUGGGUGCUCGACCACCAUCAUUAUAAAAGUAAGUUUGUGGCUACAGAAGCAGCUUCAAUCUCACACCCCUUAGUUCUUGUUUUUCCUUACUUGUACCCACAUUUUGGUGCCACCAUAACAAUGCAUGCAUUUGCGCCACCCACCUUCAUCACUUUGGGGAAUGUCUUCUACUGGUUGUUUGGAAGAAAGGCCAAUUACGUGGUGCUUAUAUAAAUAUGUUUUUUUGUUCUUCACCCUGCUGAUGUGUUUGUGUUGUGCAGCUUCAGUUAACUGCAUUACUCAUUAAAGUGGUACUGUGGAGAGUCGAAGUGCGGCCAGGGUUUAUUUUCUAAGCAUGCUGCACUGAAAAGAACCUGCCAGAAAAUAGCCAAAUAAAAUCGUGGUUGGCCGUUUCAACAUAACCUCCCAUCAUUUUUAAACUGAGCGCUCCACCUUCUGAGCCCUGAAAAUGAGGACGGUGUUUCAUGAAGCUUCAUCUGCCCAUCACUAGCUACUACCAUCGAGCUAUGCUUCCAUGCUUCUGAAGCAGGGAUUUACUGAACUGAACUUGAUAACCUUCGAUUACAUUGCGAGACUGUCAGAGGCUACGGUUCAUUGCAGUCAUAUUGAGUUGUUAACAAGUAGUAAUGGGCCGAUGAGGCUUCAUGAAGCACUGUCUUCAUUUUCAGAGCUCUACAAAUGCUGCACUUAAAAAAAAAAAUAUGUGGGGUUUCACUGAAAAAUCUGUUCAUAUCGAUAGAUUUUAGAGGACAUAGUGCCAUCUAGUGGGCUCCGAAAAUGAAGCAGCGUCCUCACACUGUUUCAUGAAGCCUCAUAAGGCCAUCACUAUUAUGUCUCUGCCUGAGUCACACCCCACUUCCUGUGUUGCAUCUUCAGCAAGAGAAUAUAUGAAUUUGUCCAAGACUGUAAUACAGACAUUGUCAAAGAAGCAUAAGUCUACAUGUAAAAAACAUUUAAACUAGACCAUGUUUUAUGUGUCGCAGCAAAACUGGAGGGAAGUCAGUGGAAAGUGAGAUUUAUGAGUCUUUAUUAUUAAAUGGGUGAGAAAUGAGUCCACACUUGCAUCUGCUUAGUAUUAAACGUUUAAAACACCAUACUAGCAACAUGCUAGCGUAGGGGUUUUUCUUGAGCAAAAGGGACAUCACUUCUCGUCCUUGGAAUCAAAAGAUUCAUUCAGUCAUCCAAGCUACAUGUAAUUUUGAGUCCUGUAAGGUAUAUUUAAAAACACCCAAUGGAUUUAAAAGUCAAAAAUAAUUCACUUCAGUUCCGAAGAGCUCACACAAACGCCUCAUGUUCAUGUAUGUUCUUCCAUUUUGUUUUGUAGAACUUGAAUGUUAAACAGUCUUUUUAACGGUAUAAAGCAUCAACGGUGAGGGUUUAUGCAACGAAGACGGGGCAAGGGAAAUGAAAGCUUGUCAUUUAUCUCCUUUCAUGUCCCUCUUGUCGAUGACUGGCGGCACUUAGGAUCUGUCCCAGCAGUUCUGAGGGACACUGACGAACAGAUUUGGCUGCCUGACUGAUGCCGAGCGAUUUCUUUCUCUCCCGAUUAGCUCUCGGUCUCUGGUCGAUGAAUUGUUUCGCGGGGAGCGUGGGACUCCAUUACCAGGACGUCAAUCGAGGACCGGCCAAAUAAAGCGGUGUUUGUGAUGUGCUCUGAUUAUAUUAUGCUAAAUGAAUUUCAGGUUUGUCUUUCUAGCCAGAUCCCAAUUCGUACGAUUGAACAAAUUAAAUGGAUGAAUUAAAACUGCAAACUUAUUAUGAGUUAGAAACGGGAAUCAGUCUAUUUAAAAUUGAGUCUUGUAAAAGUCACCCUGCCUCUCAGCAGACAUACAAACUGGUUUGCAUUUGAGUGCAUGUGUAUUUUUGUUUCCCGCACAUCACUUGCUCUUGGGGCUUUAAAGUAAAAGCAUUUCAAUGAAGAUAAAACGGUGCAACAGGAUUAAAGCUAAACCAGUAAACAUUGGUUCUCAGUUUCAAUUGGAAUUCAGUGCAAAAAAAGGCUUUGUCUCCUCAGGACUUUGGUGAAUACAGGUGAGGCAAUUCAGCGAGGCACAGUCAGACUGUCCAUUAAGAAAAUAAAAUAAAUAAAUAAACUGGAUCCUGAAUUUGACAGGAAGCUAGUGCAGAGAGGCCAACACAGAGGUGAUAGGAUCAAGCUGUUUGGUGCUGCAUCCUGGACAAGCUGGACGCAGCAAAGGGAUCCCUGAUCGAUGCCAUGACACCAUCCACACAUUUCCAAUUGUCCUCUACCCACAGAAAAGUGCUCUCCUGCUCUCAGACGGCAACUUAUUUUUUACUAUUUCACUGUCCAUACUACUACCAUUGGACGUAGAAAUGUUUCAAUGGCGGUAUUCUGCUUUUAGAUUUGAGGCUACUGUAGAACAUCUCCACAUUUUUUUCAUUUUUUAUUUUUACCAGCUAGUCAUUUGUUCUCUUGUUGUUGUGUUGCCAAGGCAACUACCACAGCAUGCAUUCCUCAUCAGGACCAAGUUCUCCUUUGUGUCCAACUGUAUAAUAAACCACUGACACGCAAAGCCUUGAACACGUAGGUUGAAGGGGCUACUUUUUCCUUUUUUCUUUCCUAAUUAAUCCUCAUGAAAUGGACCUAGUAUUCAACAAUUUGUGUAUUGUGAAUGUUCAUUCAGAAUAAAUACAAUAUGAAAUGAGUUUAGAAAGAAAGUGCAGGAUACUAACUCAAUAUAUGCAGUUCUCAACUUGGCUUGUGCGAUGACACCAUCUUCAGCCAAACAGUGGGGCCAUUUAAACAGAGUUAAACUUGAAAUAAGUCAAGAAUUUUUUAGAAUAAAAGACAGACCAAACUGCAAGUUAUAAAUCUUGUUUGAGUUUUACCCGGUGAGUUGGUGGUGUGCUGGUGCCAUGAUUUAUCGACAGGCUUUAUACUCAAUGUUACGUAAGGAUCUGGAUGUCCGUGUUCUGCAUUUAUUUGGUUCCGGACCAAACAGAGCAGUACCACCGGAAACCAUGGGGGGCAGCGUUGCUGUUACUACACAAUAGGUAGCUCUGAUGAGACACAAAGAAGACAUAACAAUGGCGGAAAUUCUCCGUCCUCCAGUCACUAUGUAUUUAUUCCUAUAACGCUGCCUUUGUUUCGUCUUUUGUGCAAAAGCUGCAUUAUCAACACCUCUUCCACAACAGCCAUGUUUGCGCUGGAGUCUGUCGUUGUCAUACUACGGCUACCCCGUGGUGAAUAUAUCCGUUAACAGUAAUACCAACGUAAACGUUCACAAUAUGUGAAUUGUGACAGCAACAUGGUUUGAAAGAGACGGGUACAAUUUGUGCAUAAAGGGAGCUUAAAUGGGCCUUUAGGCAGGAUGUUGUUUGAUAUGGUACAUUACAACAUGCCCCUGUGGUUAUGUGCUGUGCUGGCAUACGUUUUAGUGUGGGCUUGAUCAAAAGAAAAUGACUAGUUUUGCCUUAAAAACUGCCAUCUUAAUACAGAUUUCCUUUAUCAAAAGCAACUUUUUUUUCGACUUACUUUGCAUGUGUGCGCGUAGUGUUAUGCUGGAGGGGAUAACUGAGGUUUACAAACAACAUAAUAGGUCUAAUGACUAAAGCCCCACUUCACAGUAAAUAAUACAUCUUCACAGUGCUCUAAAAUCAUCUCUUAGUUCUUAGACAUGUUUGACUCGGUGUGCUUGGACUUGUUAGCCCCUUGUACAAUGGGUUUUCUGUCUUUUGAAUUUAGCAUGUCACGUAUCUUUGUCAAAUGAAUAAAGACGUUUGAGGCGUCAUGUCCACAAUCCCAUCAUGCAUUUCUUUGCCCACGACUCAUUUUGGACUGUGUAAUGACAUGAUCAUUAUUGUGAUCUUACUUGAGUAAUAAUUCUUAUGUUCAUAGUGUGAAGACAUGUAGUGGAAAACUGAGCUGGUUUAAGAUGAAGUCAAGUCAGAUCCAAAGAGGGCCGUACCGUCCACUGAGGACAGAAUGCUGACAGAUGUUCUAACGCUGUGUUCAUCAUCACGAUGAUCACCUAAGAGACAGAAAACUCAGACUCAUCAUUUGAAAGUUGUCUGGCUAAACUCAUAUGUUUUUAGCCUAUGACAGCAAAAUGGCUUUUCAAGGAUUGUGCUUCUCUUUGUUACACAAGCCAUUAGUCAUAGAAAGUGAAUUGCAGUGUGGCGCUGUAUUUCUCCAACAAUGGUUGUGCAAAGGAAUAGGAUUCACAUUUUUCAGUCACAUCGAUUUUAGGUUUCUUUUCACAAGGUGAAAUGUUUCAUAAUAAUGGACACAGACAGAUUCUAAAUCUUGUAUGCCGCAUGUAUUGGAGGGAAUGAUGCCCAUGAAGAAGAUAUGCUGGAUAUAUGUCUGCUUUACCCUCUGUCUUCAUGAGAGCCCAAAGAUGGGUCCAUUGUGUCCAAGUUCAAAACUGUCUGGGUCUGAUCUUCUUAGUCUUCUGUCCCAGAAACUCUGCUUCUUUUUUUGUCUCCCUUAUCAUUGUGCUGCGUCCAGUGCACUUCGGUGGGGGCAGGACGAAGAGUCAACAACCAAUAGGAAUGGUUCUGACUACCAUAAGUGACUGCUGGUCGAUGACUGGAAUAGUCAACACCUCAUGAAUGAUGCCUCAAGCACAGGUUUUUGUGGCAAUACCACAGCAGCAAAUAAUGUCCAAGUCUGCCAUUGAGGGCGAAACCCACUGUACUUGUGGAAUGAAUAAAUAAAGAAAAAAUGAAACAAUUAUAACAACAACUAUAGUGAGAAUCCCACUAUACCCUGAAAAUAUCUAUAUGUUGGAUUAUUCAUUUUAAUCUGGUGCUUCUACCUAAACUAAACUAAAGGUUAGUCGUGUUGGUAGCUAACAUUUAGCUCAAGAGCCCGAAAAACAGAUGGUUACGUUUUUGUUUGACAUUACUUGAUGAAACGUCAUGACCUUUUAUCCAACUGGGACAAGGUGUUUAUCAUCCCUCAAUAUGAACCAGUGCUGCAGUAAUGUUUUCAAGGUUUUGGCCUCGGACUGGACUGCACUUGGUCUCGGUCCUGCAUGGGUCUCGGAUUUGCAUGACUUGUUUUUUAAGCAUGAAGUGUGCGAAAUUCUCUAGUUCUAUUUGAACCGAAUAAGUCUUGUUGUCAAUAUAAGCGCUACCAUGGGACAUAAAAAGGAUAGACCUUUUUGAAGACCUCCUUUUCAAGGUUUCAAUUCAGUCUUUUCGGUGACAGCCUCAACUAGGUCUUGGGAUUUGUGACCUUGUCUGCAACACUGACCAUACAAUUUUGCUAUGGUUUGAGGUGGCUUGGAGGCAUACCAGUAGGUCUUCGUCUGGUGGUGCUCUGGAACUAGUGAAAGGUCACUUCAAGGUCACAGGGCCUUUCGUCACAAUGGUUGCUGAAUAAAGACGCAGAUGAAGUGCAUUACUGUGCACUGUAACCUGGCUGAGGACCCGCUCAAGGCCAUAAGCACGGCAAAGUUAUGUCGACUGUGAUGGGACAACCAUCCAACCUCUCCAGAUAAGCAGAGUAGUUGCCUAUGUCAAUCAUCCACAGCAAUAAAUGAGACAAGUUUUGCUAAAAUACCAGUAUGCUGAAAGUUGUAAUCUGAGAGAAUGCAGCCAAGAUCUCUGAUCAGCACAAGCAAGGCAGUGACAGAGGGGAGAAUGUUUAUUUCGACAUAAGCGCCUUACAAACUUUUUUGGAUUCACAGAGUUUGUGUCAGAUUAUCACAACAUGGCAAAAUGACAUUCACUGAGCUGGAGGCCAGAUAUUAUAACAAACGCCCCUGGGUGUAGCGAGGAUUAUAGCAAAGCCCAACGCUUUAAGUAUCACCUGAAGUUGUCCCGCAAUUUCUCGCUCCAAAACAGUCAACACUAGUAGAAUUGUUCUGCGUAGAUUUGACAGCUACAGUAAGAUGAUCAAACAACCUUUGUUUUAUAUUAUUUCUCAGCUUCUUCUUAUGGUUUUGAUAUGCCGUGGUUUGUAGUGAUGGGCUUGUGAAGCUUCACGAAACAGUGUCUUCAUUUUCAGGGCCCAUGUAACACACACUGCUUAAGGCCAUUGCAUUUGAACAGCCAUUUCAAUGGAACCUCACAUGAAAUUGAAACAGAGAGCACAACCUACUGAGCUUUGAAAAUGAGUUCACUGUUUCAUGAAGCCUCACCUGCCAUCACUAGUUGUUUGAUUCAGCCCGAUAUUUUUUAAGUGUAAAAUUACAUGUAAACAAAAUAUAAUGUAGUCGUAACUUUCCUGCACAAGUUGGUGAAGUCAGUUGCUUUUGAGUCUGUCGUCUACAGUUUUGGCCUCUUGUGGCUAAAAAGGCAGCCAUCUUUCACUGAUCUCCCCCUGAGCUUUUGACUUUACUUUCUAUUCUCAUUGGCUUGCAGCCUCAAAGAAACAAAGGAACAGCCACACAGAUGUGGGACAUUAUCCAGUAUCACACAUUGGUUGUACUAAUAUCACCAAUAAACAAUACCCUGUUAAGAAUCUAGAAGGAGAAUCCAGGCAGUAGUUUCCUUUCAAAGACUAUCGCGGCAGCAGAUGAUGCCACAUCAGGCUUAUGCUGACUAAUACUUCACUUUUUAUUGUUCACAAUUCAGACGUAUUGUUGAGUCAGUGACAGCAUCCUCUUGUUGGGUUUUAAGAGGGAUCGUAAUAUUAUCUUCAAUGAAGCUUUGUCUUACAUCUACCUUGCUAGGUUUCAAGUUCCACUCUGCUUUUGUAUUAGUUUACUGUCCUGUUGAAGUACUGCAUUCCCAAAAGACUGUGGCCAGCAGGAUAUUUUUAUGCCUCCCUAUUUAUUCAGAAAUUUAGAGGAGGAAGAGACUGAGGGCAAACAGCCAUUAACCAAGGGACUGGGUGCAGACAAAAUAAAGCAGUGUUAUAUUUACAUUCUUGCAAAUGCACUGGUAAUUUGUUUCCGUUCCAUUAUGUCUAGAAUAUCAUUGGAAUAUGCUCUGAGGUGAAACUAGGGAAAUGCACAUUGGUAUUUAUGCUAAGAGGCACCAUAGUGACCCGGAUUAUUGGCCAUGGAGGCAAAUAGCUGAAGUGGAUUUCCUGUUUGCUUUCUAUUGUAUCUUGUAUCAUUGUUUUUUGGGGGAGAAGAAAAGAUAUCACGAAGUAUGGAGGGUUUUCUUUUGUGAAAAUUUUCCCCCUUUGUACACGACCCAACUAGAACACAGUUCACAAUCUGGCGUUAUGGAGACUGAGGAAAGUUAUGUUGAGCUCAAACUCACUGAUGACUGUAUUAGCGUUUACACAUUAGCAACUUUUUUUUUUUUAUCGAGCGUUCUCAGCUCUUUCUGUCACUGACAGUCACAAAUAAAAUGUUUUCAUUUUCUGUUUGACUUGGGCUACAAUGAGCGCUCGCUUAAACCUUUUUUUUUUUGUUUUUUGUUAUAUCCUUCUGCUUUGUAAAAUAACAACAGAACUUUAAAUGUAUUCACAAAAAAAUGAACCUUUUUUUUCUUCGUAUAUUAUUGUAAUAUUAUUAUAUUUAUGAGUCAGAUGAACAUAGAUAGUCAGACCAAUAAUAUCAGAGCACAGCUACUGAUAUGGAAAGAAGGGAAACACGUAAUGUGAAAAAUACAAGAGAAUGAGAUAUCGGUAGAAAGAAGUGACACCCAUUAUUAUAGGGGAAAGAUGAUAUCAAUGAAUUGUACUGAUGCAGUGAAAAUAUCAAAACAUCUGUAAACCAAACCACUUCUGAACUUUGAUAUGUUUGAUUCCUGAUAUUUUGUUGCGUUCAGAAGGGUCAGAUACUUGCAGUCUAAGGGCUGUACCAAGCCCAGUUAAGCUCAAAACUGCAGAGGCGACACCUGCACUUCCUGUUGACACUGACAUGCCCACUGUGCAUGGGUGGUCAUGCAUUUAAAAAUGUGCUCGGAUCCUGCUGAAGCAAAGCGAAAACUGUAGUUGUGUGGAUGUAGCCUAUGUCAGUCAGAUAGAAAAUAGGCUAUAAUAGGUUUCGGGGUGGAUCAGGACGGGGUUUGGAUGUGUUUACAAUUUUUUUUUUUUUUUUUUUUUUUUUUUUUUUUUCGUCUGUGCAAGGUUUGGGAACAUUUGUAAAAUAAAACAAGGUUUUUUUGAUAAGAGAAAGGCUUGUACAACUCCUGUCAGAUACUCAUUUUAGGUGUACUGUGUCAUUUGUGUAUAUGCAUUUGGAGUCUGGAUGGAGUUUUGAUAUCAAGCUGUGUGUCCCAGCUGCCAGAUCACUGCAGACGUUUGAAGGAUCCCGGUUCAAACUCUGCCCCUCUACCUGGCUGCAAGUUCACCACGCUCUCUCUUCAGACUGGAUCAUUGGUUCACAUGUAUUUUCUUGAUGAAGUGUGUGCUCAUAUUUAAGACUGAUAAUAAUAAAAAUGUUGUACCUUAACUGGCUCUUUU